Molecule: messenger RNA, 1498 nt
Organism: Brachypodium distachyon (stiff brome)
Lineage: Eukaryota; Viridiplantae; Streptophyta; Magnoliopsida; Poales; Poaceae
Product: meiotically up-regulated gene 185 protein
Exons: 5
Coding region: 100-918 (272 amino acids)
Source: RefSeq, a predicted model, not a curated record
AUCGGGAAGCGUUCCCUCCAUUCCACCACACAACGGCCGCUGCGAGCUCCGGCUUACCUCCUCCUCCACGCCCUAACCCUAAGCCCCUGAUCGCCGGCGAUGAGCAGCCUCCGAGCAAUCUCCAUCCUCCUCCACACCUACUACUGCUCCUCCGCCGGCCGAGGCGCUAGGCGGCUUUGGUUCGCGCCGCCGCUCGGCGGGAGCUUCCGCGCCCCGUCCAAGGCGCCGCCCGCGUUCGUGCUCGACGAGGUCGCGAGGGCGGCUGGGGGCGCGCGGAAGAGGGCGGCGUCCACGCGCGCCACCGCGAGCUGGGAUUCCGAGAAGUCCCCGUACGAGACGCUCGAGCUGGACAGGGAUGCCGACGAGGAUACCAUAAAGACAUCAUACAGGAGAUUGGCCAAGUUCUAUCACCCUGAUGUUUAUGAUGGUAAGGGAACCCUCGAGGAAGGAGAGACUGCUGAAGCCCGUUUCAUCAAAAUCCAAGCUGCAUAUGAGCUGCUGAUUGAUGAUGAAAGGAGAAAGGCAUAUGAUAAAGAGCAUUUUGUGAAUCCACUGAAGGCUUCUCAGGCAUGGAUGGAGUGGGUGAUGAAAAAACGAAAAGCUUUUGAUAAACGCGGCGACAUGGCGGUAGCUGCUUGGGCAGAGCAACAACAGCGAGAAUUGACACUACGUGCGCGCCGUCUCUCUCGGUCAAAGGUUGAUCCGGAGGAGGAAAGGAGGUUACUUGCCAAGGAAAGGAAGGCAUCCAUGGAAUUCUACAGCACAACUCUAAAAAGACAUACCCUUGUCCUACGGAAGCGGGACCUUAUGCGGAAGAAAGCAGAGGAAGACAGGAAAGAUGAGAUCAGUAGACUUCUAGCUGCUGAGGGGCUUGAGUUAGAUACAGACGAAGAUGAUAACAAAACUUUCCUGAAGUAAUUCCAUCCAGUAUUUACACACCAUUUUAUCCACCCCAUCACAGAUAUCCUGGAAGGUAUUGUUCAAAUUCCAUCACAAUGAAGUAUAUAAAGGCAAGAAAAAAUCGGCCUCACUGGAAAUGCUGAGUUACACUGGUACUUCUUGGAUCAGGAAGAAACCCCCUUGGUGCAAUUGUAGGAUUAUCCCAUGGAGCUUAAAGAAAACAAAGUGAAGUGAUCCAUCAGUACUGGAUUGCUGCAGCCUUAUAGUGUGAUUCAACCCAAAAAAACGUAGGUGGAUAAGACUUGCAAGAGAUUGACUAUCCGAUAUGUAUACUUGUUACAUGCAAGAUGUAAUUAUGUUAGGGUGGCCUUGGGUCGCUGUUUGGGCUAGAGCAAAUUUAGUGCUAGCUGGGUCCUGUGUAAAUAUUCUGCAGAAGGCAGAAGCAGCAGUCAUGUUUGUGUUUUAGUAAGCAGGAAUACUGCAGUUUCAGUAUGCAUAUUCUUGUGUCCGCCAUCUACAUAAUGUUUCAUGCCUAUUAUAUGCAUACCUAUUGUAUGUUCAAAUAUGAACAUAACCUUAAAUGAUGGUUACAAGAUCA